AUCGAAUUACACAUAACCGUUAUUUUCAUGUGUCGUUUGUUGUGGUGUCCAUUUAAAUCCCUUUAAAUUCUUCACUUUGUUUAUAGUUAUAUUUUUAUGUUAUUAAAACAAAAAUAUGGCUCAGCCUUCGAUUGCGUGUUAUUUUAAUGCAAGGAAAAGGUCAGCAAUUGAAGAUACCAAAAUAAAUCACUCAAAGAAAGUAUUAAUUCUCGAUGCAAAUGAGCACGAUGGCAGUGAUGUGUUGUGUAAAAACGAAUCAAUCAACGUAAUUAGAUCAUAUUGUGAUUUAAAAGAUGUCUCAUCAUCUACAAAAUUAUCUGAAUUACAAGAAAAGAAAAAAGUUGUUGGUGCGAAUAAAAUUGUAAGUAACAAUUUCAAUAAGCAGAAGCCAGUAAAAAAGAUGGUGGCUACGAGGACCAAAGCCCUACGAACUCCAUCCAAUAAUGGAGACAUCCAAAAUUUGUUCAAUAACAUGAAAUCGGAGACAAGUAAAGUAACAGAAAUCACUGUACCUAGAGAAAUCACAAAUCACAUUACACCCCCAAACACCCCAACGAAAACCACUAACGCCUUGGACAAGGUGAGAGACAAGCCAGAUGGGCCUUCCCUAAAGGAAAUUAAAAGGAAAAUGACAAGAAGCGCUCGCUUAGCUGAAUUGAAAGCUUCUAUAGGAAGAUUCCAGGAUAAUGUGGUUAAGCUAAAAGAAAUUGAAAAGAAAACUUCUGAUAUUCCUGAAUCCCCAAAAUUGAAAAGUUUCAGGACCAUUGAGUUGGAGGUGCAUACAAGCCCACAAAAAAUAUUCUCACCUGAAAAACAAUACUUGAGUCCUAAAAAAGAUCUAGGAGCGAGAAGAAACCUAUUCAACCUUCUAAGCCCUACAAAAAACGCCAUAUCAUUAUCCUCUGAUAGUCCUGCCAGACAGAUCCUCCAAGAAACGUCAAAACCGGCUUUAACGUUACCAUAUAAAUACAGAUAUACGGCGGAGAUAUUUAGAUCGAUAGAUAUCGUCUGUCAAAUCAUGUUCAACAGAAAAGAGACCAUCACAUUUAGAAAACUCAAACCAGCCGUCGAAGAAAUGCUGAAAAGAAACAUAAUGGAGAAGCAUUUGGCUCAAAUAAAAACCAUAUAUCCGAGCGCUUACGAUUUUACACAAGAAAAACUUAAAGUUUUUGGAACAGGAAUGAAACAGGAACAAUGGGAGCUUGUAGUGACGCCGAAAUUUGGAGACAUUGACCACAUGAAUUCGGAAAUAUUGUUACAACGAAGGCGGACACUGUUUGGUAUUCUUCUUGAUAAAGUUAAACAUUACCAUGACGAAUUCUUGUCUUUGCUGGAUCCUCCUAUUGUUUUAAAUAAACAGAAACUUACCAGGUGGCACCCCGAAUUUGACAUUGAGAGAGUACCAGACAUUGAAUACUCAGAGUUACCACAACCACCAGCAGAAGAGAAAUUUACGACUGGAAAAGAUGUACUAGAAAAGGCCAAGCAGAUGUACAAUUGCAAUACAAGAAUGGAACAGGCUCUGCACAGAUUACAGGAAAUGAAGAACACUCAAACUCCAGAGGCUAAACAGAAGGAAGAAGGACAGCCUGCUUCAGUUUUGAGAGGAAUUCCUAAAGCUCUGUUGGAAAAAGUAAGACAAAAACAAGCAGCCAAAGCCCUUCUAACGAUGACAAGGUCUGUUGAUGAGGAAAAGCAGCUGAAAAUUUAUUCAAGGCUACCAGAAUUGGCCCGUUUAACAAGAAAUCUCUUCGUUUCUGAAAAGAAAAGUGUCUUACCACUGGACGUCCUUAUAGAAAAACUAGGUAAUUGUUAUAGAGCUCAUUUGACGAAAGCAGAGAUGGAAGAGCAUCUUAGGGUUAUAUCCAAAGAAUUUCCUAGUUGGUUGGUGUUGCAUGUCGUCAGGAAUUGUGUAUAUGUUAAGAUAUCUAAAAGUGACGAUAUAAGUUUGAUUAUACAAAAACUGGAGAGUUUGGUUAAGCAAAAAAGUGAAUUAUAAAGAUUAUUAUUUAAGAUGCUUGUUUCAAUUAUUUUGAAAAUUAUUCAGUGACUGAUUGUAGUUAAGAUUAUGCAUAGAAAUAAAGUUUUGGCUUGUAUUAGAGGUUAU
Molecule: messenger RNA, 2107 nt
Organism: Psylliodes chrysocephalus
Lineage: Eukaryota; Metazoa; Arthropoda; Insecta; Coleoptera; Chrysomelidae
Source: the annotation of a GenBank genome assembly